Molecule: messenger RNA, 852 nt
Organism: Odontomachus brunneus
Lineage: Eukaryota; Metazoa; Arthropoda; Insecta; Hymenoptera; Formicidae
Gene: Blos2
Product: biogenesis of lysosome-related organelles complex 1 subunit 2
Exons: 2
Coding region: 214-699 (161 amino acids)
Biological process (GO): endosomal transport; lysosome localization
Cellular component (GO): gamma-tubulin complex; BORC complex; BLOC-1 complex
Molecular function (GO): gamma-tubulin binding
Source: RefSeq, a predicted model, not a curated record
CAACAUAAUUGGUCAAUUCUUAUGGUACGUUUUACUGUAUGUCAAUUGCCUGUAUGAAAGCCUUGCGCCGAAGUUUGCAAAUCAGCUGAUCGUCGAAAUCCAAGUGCCGAAUCAAAAACAAAAGAAAGAGAGCGUGAACAGCUGAUCAGAUGUGGCUUUGAAACAAGUAUGGGGAUUUGAAGGGCAGGUUAGGACCGCACACUUGUACCGAUCAUGGAAUCAUCGAAAGAAGAAGUACAGACCGACGCUGCGUUGAUCGAGAGCCUGACGGCGGAACAAGGCUCGCGAUGCGAAUCACCGAAGCGCGGUACCACGUUGUCCACCAGCACGAGCAGCUUCGAGGCCCUGGACCCGCACGAUCCGAAUCUGAGUCGUCUGGCGAACACCAUGUUUCAGAAGACCGGUGAGUACCUGCAGGAGGAACUCACGGCCACUCACGCGGACUACAGAUUACUGGAGCGCCUGAACAAGGAGACGAUCGCGAAGUACACGGAACUGAAGAUCAUAUCGUCGAACGUGGUGCAGUCGUUAGACUCGUUGAACGAGAAGUAUCACAAGCUGCAGCCUAUCCUUGACAAUAUCAAUCAGAUCGACGAUAGCGUCAGCAAGUUGGAGCAAGCCGCUUACAAGUUGGCAGCGUACUCCAAACGACUGGAGGCCAAGUUCAAGGACUUGGAGAAGGACAUGAAGAGCAAAUGAGGAGUUGUAAUAAUGAAGAUGCAAGGCUCAUAUGUGUAUUUAUAUGUAAUAAGAUGUAAUUAGGUCUUAAGUGCUAAUUAAUAUGGACAAUUAUAUAGAAAAGAAGGAAAACUAGCUGAGCAACAGUAAAAUACCUCUCUCUUUUGUACAGUA